UUCAGGAGAGUGGAAAAAAAAAUCAUUAUGAGUGGGAAUUAAAUGCAUCACAAGAAUUUGCAUCAAUAAUUUCUGCUUCAGGGUAAAACAAAACGAAAGAGAGGGGAGAUCCUUCUGCGAGGGUUGUGUUGCAAAGAUACAGCUUUUGAUUAAUUUCAUCAUCAUCAUCCUCUGAAGACUACAGAUUCUCCGGGGGAGAGGAUUUUCUUUCAAAAGAGCUUUAAUUUUGGUCUUUAAAAUGUAGUUUCUUCUUUUAUGUUUGUGAGAGAGGGCGGAAAAAUAAAUGCAUUGUUUCGGCGAGGGGUUCUCUGUCUCUCUCUCUCUACAAUAGUCAAUGAAUUCUCAGAUGUUUCACAGAACUACUUCAUCAUCUCUGUAGAGGAGCCGAGACAAAGAGAUCUUGCACAACACGCUUGAAACAUCUUCCAACUCUAAGCAACAUUCUGUUUGUCUUAUUUUUUUAAGGAACUAAAUCAAAAGAGAGACAGUCCCUAUUGGGGAUUCACGUUGUUGUUAUGUAAAGAUGGUUUCCAAAGAAGAUGUUAGAUGAAUGGGAGAGAGAGCUGAAGAUUUCACCAGUCAAUGCAAAGCAUUUUCGAUGUGAAGGGGGAAAGACUUGACCUGAUUUUUGCUCUCACCAUGCCUGAGUUGGAAUUGACUCCAAAGGAGCAAUUUGAUGUUCUGACAGCUCUUUAAGAACCAGCAGGAGAGACGGAGAAACAGGGCGAAAUCCCUUGAAAUUGUUGCUUCCAGGGACUGUUCGAACUCUCACUUGGCUGCCUGGGAGAGGGGGGGAGAUGGCUGAGGAUGAGAGGGACACCAGUCCGAAGGGAGAAGGGAGAGCGCCUCUGCCCACUACUUUCAUCAAGCUGAACGACCUGGACCGAGAGGGCAGGCGGAGGGAAGUGCAGGAGCCCGGCGCUGAGUGCAAGGAGCCCGGCUCGGAGUACAGGGAGCUCCCGGAGGGAGCGGAGGGCAGCGGAACCCGGCAGGAACCGAGUGCCAGCCAGCAGCACCUGCCUUACCCUGCCCUCGCCCCCGUCGUCUUUUUCCAUCUGAAACAGACAACUCGCCCCAGGAGCUGGUGUCUUAAGCUGGUCUGUAACCCAUAUCCUUUACCCCAGCUCUCGCACACUGAACGAGAGAAGAAGAGGGGAAAAUAAAGCCUGCUGCUGGCAGACACUGGUAUGAGGAUGGGCACAGAGCUCCCCUGCUGCCCAGGAUGGUGCCAGCAGGGAAAACAAAGUACAAUUUACUUCGUCAUCGCUGUUUGUGGAAUCUUGCU
Hemiscyllium ocellatum (epaulette shark) is the source of this 1285-nucleotide messenger RNA. Its product is annotated as voltage-dependent T-type calcium channel subunit alpha-1G-like. Bases 798 to 1163 code for a protein of 121 amino acids. The record is from RefSeq and is a predicted model, not a curated record. The transcript has 2 exons. NCBI's taxonomy places the organism in Eukaryota, Metazoa, Chordata, Chondrichthyes, Orectolobiformes, Hemiscylliidae.